Molecule: messenger RNA, 2226 nt
Organism: Argiope bruennichi
Lineage: Eukaryota; Metazoa; Arthropoda; Arachnida; Araneae; Araneidae
Product: homeobox-containing protein 1-like
Exons: 6
Coding region: 298-1620 (440 amino acids)
Biological process (GO): positive regulation of DNA-templated transcription
Cellular component (GO): nucleus
Molecular function (GO): double-stranded telomeric DNA binding
Source: RefSeq, a predicted model, not a curated record
CAAACUAAUUAAAGUGAAACUAGGGGAAAUAAACAAUUUGAUAUCGAAAAAUUCUGCUGUCUGAUGUGAGGUGAUGCCGGCAUCUAGGAAAUUCAUGGCUCUGCAAUCAUUCAUGUCUAUCACCGUUUUUUCUUAUAUUAAUCAAUUUUUAAGCAAAUAUGUGUUUAAAAUGGAUUAACACUUAUUGAUGACUAGGAAUACUUUCAUUUUAGUUGAUGUCCAAAAUUUUCCAUUAUGAGGCUCAUGAAUAUGUAGAAAACCGAAAUAAAUCAUGUAGUUUUUGAUUCAGUUUUAUCUAUGGCUCUUUUUACAGUUGAACAAGUUGAACUUAUACGUCGAUUAAGGAGUAGCGGUAUAACAAGAGAGCAAGUUUUGUUAGCUUUUACUGAACUGGAACGUUUAGAAGCUGAAUUUGGCAGGUCUUGUUCCUAUGGUGAUCAGAUGCAAAAUCAUAACAUGGAAUUUUCAUUUAGUAGUACAUCUGUUGUUCGAAGUAACUGCACCGCGUCUGUUUUUGCAAAUACUGGAAUUCCAAAUGUAACACCUGUUCCUAAUGUCAAUGGUGAUUCUCUUCAUAUUCAAUAUAAACACAAUGAUUACUUUAGUUCUCAACCUAUUACAAGCAAUGGUACUAAUAUGCAUGAUGAAGUCAAUGAUUCAACUGUUUUAAAUGGAGACUGUUCCGUAAAUACAAGUGAUAUUCCAUCUAGACUAGAAAAUGAACUAGUUAUUCCACAAGUUAAUGAUGCUAUGCACUCUGUAUCUUGUUCUGAAUCGGUUACCCAAAAUGCUUAUAAUAGUACUUUUAACUGUUCAUUUUAUCCAAUGGACGUUCAAUCUAGUGAACUAGCAGAAUUGCAAGAAUUAAAGAAGAAAGGUGAUAUGGCUAUACUUGCUGAAAUAAGAAACUUUGUGAUGACUUACAACAUUAAGCAAACUUUAAUAGCUGAGAUGACAAAAAUGAGUCAACCAUAUGUGAGUCGUUUUUUUCGUGGUGAUAUUCAAGAUAUGCCUGAUCGCACGAAGAAUACUUUUUUCAUGUGGUAUCUGACCUGCAAAAAUAACCCAUUAAAAUUAGCUCAAAUGUGUCCAACUUCUGGAAUUAAAAGAAUGGUAUCAGAGUCUGGUGAUCUUAUACCUCUAAAACGUGAAAGAUUUACUUUUAAAGGCUCUCAUCUUGCUGUUUUGGAGAAGUAUUAUGAACAAGAUCCGUAUCCUGAUACUCAAGUUAGGGAAAUGAUUGUUGAACAAUGUAACAAAGCAGCAGAAAAAUGUGAAUGGCCCUUAUCAGAUCGAGAUACUGUGACUUUGCCUGUAGUAAAUAAUUGGUUCAAUAAUAGAAGAAAGGACGCAAAGAAACAAAUGAGGAUGAAGCAUGGCCUUAACAAUAUGAAUGUCCACUCAUCGUAUCAAACAUCAUUUUCAACAACUAUGCCAAUUGGUAAAUGGUCUCCAGGAUCAAUGUCAUCUUCUUCGUCAUCAUUUAAUUACCAAACACUUUCAAACGAAGUAACUGAAAGUGACAGCUCAUCAACGUCUGAACGAAUUAUAGACAGUGAUAUUACUUUAAAGAAUGAUGUGCAAGAACAAGAAUCUUGUGAUAUAAAGCAUAUUUUAUAGUAUCCAGUUUUCAGGUGCUGCAAUGUAAUGGAUUUUCACUUUCUGAAUAUUUUAUGGAUAGAAGAAAACACAUAAUUAUAAAGAGAAAAUGCCACCUAUUGAAUAUAUAUAUAUAUUCUAUGAUGUUUUAUCAACAUCUGAUUAAUUUCUUCUAUACUAUAUAAUGGUUCUCAUGGACACAUGAUCUUUAAUAACAAUUCUUGUGAUAGCGUUUUAUGAAUACAAACCCAGUGAUGUAUGUAAAAAGAAAAACAAAUGUGAAAAUAUGUUUUUACUUAAAAAUAUAUGCAUCUUGUGAAUAUUCAUGUAAAAUCAAACUUCAAGUUUAACUUCAGUUCACACAAUCAAAAUCUGUUUCAUUUUUAGAAACUCUAAUUAAAGACUAAUAUUAAAGUUUUAUAUCAAACUGUUGAGUGGAUUUAUUUAUUGACCCUAUUUGUACAGAUCAAUGUCAUCAAUCGUAAACUAGACUGUUCAGUAUUAAAACAUAUUUCAGAUUUAAAAUCUCAAAUGAUUAAAAUAUGUGCCAAUCUAUUGUUUUAACAUUUAGAGAAGCAAGGGACACAGUUUAAAUAUAAAAAUGCUUAAUAAAAAUUAACAAGAAAA